ACAGCAGCUAUGCACUUUUGAACGAUUCAAAAGCUGCGCGGCCGUGUACGCGACGUCAUAUACUGGCUGCUGACUGCACGAGGCCGCGACGCACGCGCGGCACUAUCGCUCGAUAACGUCUGGCUUAUAGCAGUGCAGACCGACUAAAAUCUCCUCCCGUGGCAUGCACAAAUUGCAUAGCAGCUCGUGACACAGUGGCCGAGACAGCAGCAGCAGCACACGCAUAUGCAUGACCUGCAGUCUGCUCGUGCUGCUACUGCACUCCGUUUGGCGCGAAUUUAGCAGACGAUAAUAUAAAUACUACAUAGCUAUGUGUGUGUGUUGUGCUCGUCACCGUAUUCGUGCUGCUGCUGCGAAACUGUGAACAUCUUUAUAUGUAUAGAAACACAACAAAGAGAGAGGGAGAGACAGUCCAUGAGUAACCUCAAAAUUUUACCGAGCUCGUCUCUGUUGUUGUUGUUGUUGUUUUCUUUAUUUUUGAUUUCGUGAUACAUCAUUACCCGAUGUUGCGUCGCUGCUGCUGCUGUCAUCGAAGAAUAAUAGCAGCUAGCUAGCAGACGACGCAUCAGCUACGUGUUGGUGUCUUAUCACGACCACCUGACACUCGAGUGACUAGUCUCGAGGAAGUCUCCGUUCGCAUUCGACUCGUCGUUUUAUGGAUCGUUCGUGUCAAGAUGGGUCACGCAUCGAGUCGCUCGGCCAGCUCCAACAUUCUGUCGUCCGAGGAGCUCACCCUGGUCGAGAGCCUCUUCAAGACCAUGUCGAGGAGCUCGGGCUCGAUCAAGCGCGAGGACAUAUUCAAGCACUGGUCGGUGCAUCUCGACGACGCACUCCUGCAGUUCGUCGUGCGCUUCCUGUGUCACGAGCCGGGCAAACGCUGCUCGGCGGUGAACGGCGAGAGCCUCGGCCGCCUGUACGUGUACGCGGUGCGCGGCAGCUCGGACGAGCGCACCAGCCUCGUGUUCACCGGCUUGGCCGAGGAUGAGCCCAAGUACGAGAUCGCGACGGCCACGUUUCUGCAGUAUCUCCAGGCCACCAUUAACUCGUAUCUCACCCUGCAGAAGAACUGCGCGAAUCCGCACUUUCACACCUGGAGCAGCAUCGGCUGCACCGUGAACAAGCGCAGGAUCAGCAUGCGCUCGAGGACGCUGUGCGAGGAGCUGGUCAAGUACGGCGACACGCUCACCUGCGACCAGAUCGAGGUCUGGUUCAGACAGGCGGCCACCUUCAAGGACAUACAAUCACACGUUUUUCAGUGCCUGUUUCUCGUCUCCCAGAAGAAGGGCGACAAAAACGCCUCCAGUAGAUUGAAUGAGCUCAACCUGUUGCCACUGUGCAAAGGGUUGGAAAAUAUUCCACACUUUCCCAGCAUACUGGGACUGGGCGACGUACUGUUCUUGAAUCUGAGCCUGCCGCACGAGUUGAGAAACGAGUGGCGUUUUUUGUUCUCUAGUCAAGUUCAUGGAGAGUCUUUCUCCACGAUGCUGGGAAGAAUAACGAUGCAGGGUGCCACUAUCAUCAUAUUGCAGGACAGUGACGAUCAUGUUUUUGGUGGCUUUGCCCCCAGUAACUGGGCUCUGUCGCCAAAGUUCACAGGAAAUCAAUCUUGCUUUCUGUUUCAAUUAGAACCUCAAAUUCUGACUUUUCCAGCUACCGGUUACAAUACCCACUUUCAGUAUCUAAAUAUUCAUCAAAAUACAAUGCCCAACGGAUUGCUAAUGGGAGGCCAGUUGAAUUAUCCUGGCCUGUGGUUGGAUUGCGAAUACGGUACUGGAAAAUCAAGCGUAUCUUGCAUGACGUUCAAAGAUUACAUUCAACUGAGCGGCAAGGAAAAUUUCAAAGUGAAGCAUUUGGAAGUAUGGGGUGUUGGCCCACCUCCCGAGUUGGAAGAAGAACGAGAUUCUAUCCUGGAUCAAGAUCCCACUUCAAAAGUAAUAUUAGAACUGGCUGGCAAAACCAUGCACAGUGAUGGAUUGAGAGAGAAGAAGCGCGAGAAAUAAGCUAUAUAUUUUCUGAAUAAUUAGUGUGCUGAAGUAUGUGUCAAAACUUGUCUUUUUAAGAUUUCUCUCUAAACUAUGAAUUUGUUGCAAGACAUCUACAAUUGCAAGUAAAAAAAAAAGGUACAAUCAAUUCAAUCAAAAAAGAAUUAAAAUAGCUAAAUCAUAUUUUUGAUCCAUUUUAGUACCUUAUGUAUACAAAGAAAUCAAUGAAAGAAAAUAGUUGUAGGACAGCCAUGGAUACUUGGCUUCGAGUCUGUGCCAUGUAACGAAAUGUAUUAUACGAGACAUUUACCAAAAAAAAA
Messenger RNA from Trichogramma pretiosum, 2302 nucleotides. Its product is annotated as TLD domain-containing protein 1. The transcript has 2 exons. Bases 675 to 2000 code for a protein of 441 amino acids. Lineage: Eukaryota; Metazoa; Arthropoda; Insecta; Hymenoptera; Trichogrammatidae. The record is from RefSeq and is a predicted model, not a curated record.